AUGACUGCCGACUCGUAUCCGCUGCCCCGAAUACGGAACCACUUGAUGGCCGCAGCAGGCCGUCAGCACUUCGUGGCUCUCGAUAUGAGCUCGGGAUUCUGGAAUGUGCCGAUAGCGGAGGAGAGCAAGCACCUCACCGCGUUCGUCACACCGUUUGGGCUGCUCGAGUUCAAUGUUAUCCCCUUCGGGACUAAGAACUCGCCGGCGGAGUUUCAGCGCGCGAUGGACAUGGUGUUUGAGAUGUUGGACGAUCGCACUCUGUGUUACAUUAAUGAUAUCAUCAUCGCGACGGACGUGAUGUAG
This is a messenger RNA of Gregarina niphandrodes, 303 nucleotides long. Its product is annotated as putative polymerase polyprotein. The transcript has a single exon. The record is from RefSeq and is a predicted model, not a curated record. Lineage: Eukaryota; Apicomplexa; Conoidasida; Eugregarinorida; Gregarinidae. Bases 1 to 303 code for a protein of 100 amino acids.